UUGUUACAGCUUGAGGACGAGAGAAAGAGGACAACAUUUGCACGCAGGAUGAUACAGAUACCAGAUCCCUGAACAGGAAGGUCGAAUCGCAAACAGCUCCAGCCAAACCCGAACCCUGAGACUACGCCUGCCAAGCUCUCUCUCCAACACGCUCGCACGCGAGGACUGAGGACGGACGCACUGACCAAACUGACCAACAGGUGGGGCAGACUGAAGCGCACAGACAAUUUGCACCCGCCGAAGAAUUUGCAGGCGUGCACAGACCAUCCAGGUCGAGUAUAUAUUCAGGGCUCCCCUUCCAAAUUUACUCGGUUUUCUUUUUUCUUCUUUAGCUCUCUUUGCCUUUUGGCUUAGAUCAAGUGUAGUAUCUGUUCUUUUCAGUUUAAUCUCUGAAACUACUCUACGGAGUAGAAUCGUGAUUAUCCUAAUUUUUGUCUCUCGGCUGACUUUCCUCUGGGCUUGCCCAUGAUCGUCGGCCACAGUGUCCCUGGUAUUACACUGCCUCCAGGCGACGCGAACCCAACCAUCUUUUUCAUUGCAGUCUUGGGAUUAUAUCCUGGGAUGCGAGGAAGAAUUUUCUGUGUUGUGUGUUGGUUGAAUUGAUGGUGAAUUGCUGUCUUGAGUCGCUGUUUGGCGACCAAUUUUGAUGCUUUUGUCGAGUUGUUGCCUGUUGUUGAUGAUAUCCGUGACUCAACUGCGACUCCCAUUCCAUGGGUUAAAUUUUCCCUGCAUAGACCCUCUCGUGUCUUCCCAUCUCGAAUCUGAAAUAACCAAGGCCUGACAGCAGUUUGGCAUCAUUAAAAAUCCUUCUCUUGCAAACAAUUGCCCGAUAAUCCGACCGUGCAGCAACUGUGGUGUGGACAUCUCAAAAUUUGAACAGUGUGUGUGUUUGGCAACCUUUGACACCCAACCUCAACCUCACUCACAACCACCACCACUCUCAAUCUCACCCAACGUCAAAAUGCCCCCCAUGAUCGACCCCUCCCUCUUCGACCAAAUCAAGUCCAAGAUCGAAGAGGACACCACCGUCCGCAAGGAGCUCGAGCAGAUUGUCGACGAGCUUCACCAGCAUGUCUCCUUCACGCAGGGUUUGUUGUCCAAGAUUCACUCAACCCCGCGGUCAAAGUACGCAACCCUCCUCCCCCAAGUAGAAGAGGGCAUCAAAUCCCAAGUCGCCACCGUAGGCAAGCUCUCAGCGUUUGCAUCUCAAUAUCCUUACUACAAAUACAACCACAAAUGGACCCGCCCCCUCCAAGACUCCCUCUCCACUUGCCUCCUCUUCACCUGGCUAUCCACCCACACCCUCCUCACCCCCCUCCAGCUGGCCACAUACUACUCCGUCCCUUUGAACCUCACAGCCCAAGACGAUGCAUUCCACAUUACCACCGAGGAGUACCUCCUCGCCCUCGUCUCCAUAAUCGACGACCUCUCCCGCCUGGCGAUGAAUUCCGUCACGCUCGGCGACACCGCUCUCGCGGUGGAGAUCUCCGCCUUCAUCAGGGACCUGCACGCCGGGUUCCAGGUCUUGAAUCUGAAGAAUGAUAUCCUGAGGAAGAGGGUUGACAGCAUCAAGUAUGCCGUGAAAAAGGUCGAGGAUGUGGUUUAUGAUUUGAGUUUGAGGGGGUUGAUUCCUGCUGUUGGGGCGGAGGACGAAAAGAAGGGGGAGUGAAAAACUGUCAUGAUAAGAAACGGAAUCAUCGUUUACAUGAUCAACAAAGUUGAAAGGUGCUGGGGGCUUCAUUAAGAGUUACCAUGGAUCAUCAAAAAUAUACGUGGCGAGGGCCCGGCUGAAAAUGAACAAUACAAAUACUAUUUUAGUUACCUC
Messenger RNA from Podospora pseudopauciseta, 1825 nucleotides. It is a transcript of the gene tsn1, whose product is annotated as Translin-1. Gene Ontology annotation, molecular function: single-stranded DNA binding; sequence-specific DNA binding; RNA binding. Bases 962 to 1669 code for a protein of 235 amino acids. The transcript has 3 exons. Gene Ontology annotation, biological process: RNA metabolic process. Gene Ontology annotation, cellular component: cytoplasm; nucleus. The record is from RefSeq and is a predicted model, not a curated record. NCBI's taxonomy places the organism in Eukaryota, Fungi, Ascomycota, Sordariomycetes, Sordariales, Podosporaceae.